Molecule: messenger RNA, 1443 nt
Organism: Pochonia chlamydosporia 170
Lineage: Eukaryota; Fungi; Ascomycota; Sordariomycetes; Hypocreales; Clavicipitaceae
Product: FAD/FMN-dependent dehydrogenase
Exons: 1
Coding region: 1-1443 (480 amino acids)
Molecular function (GO): FAD binding
Source: RefSeq, a predicted model, not a curated record
AUGCGUCAUUCGCACAGAAUUAUACGCCUCCUAGCGAGACUUCGAGAACGUGGCAUCGACCACCAAGAAACAGACGGCUGUGCUGCUCCUCCAGAGGCUUUGAUGCAUGACAGAGCCGCCUCCGUUCCGACCCUUGUCAUUUCACCACGAAGCGAAUGGGGACUGGGUCAGACACUUAACUUGCUGAAAGAGUUGGAUAUAUAUAGAUAUAUCCCAAUCUCAGUAAAAAGUGGUGGCCAUGGUUAUUUCAACGGCGCUACUUGCAAAGGUAUAAUGCUGAACCUUACUAGGAUGGAUAAGCAGCAUAUCUCCGAAGAAGUAUUGUUUAUCCAGCCUGGAUGCGUUCUGGGCCAGUUGAUUGACCUACUGGCAAAGCAUCGCAAAGCUGUGCCCCAUGGUGAUUGCUUUGGCGUCGGCGUAGGGGGCCAUUUUCUUACAGCUGGCUGGGACCCCCUCUUGGCUCGACGACAUGGGCUGGGAUGUCAGUCCGUCAUAGGCGGACGGGUGAUUUUAUGGGAUGGGGAAGUUAUAAAUGUGGAUGAAAAGAAUAACUCGUCCCUACUCCGAGCUAUGCGUGGAGGAGGAGCAGCCGGGGUCGGAGUUGUGACAGAACUGCGGCUGCGAGUAUUUGACGAGCCUCCAAGAGCAACAUGGUGCUUUGCACGUUUAAGCAAGGACCAGUUGUCCAUAUGCAGAGCACAUGAGAUAUUCUCUAAAGCAUGGAAUUUGCCACGCGAUAUUUCGGUAUCGUUCCGCUUUCAUUUCGACCCUUGUCAGCUUGAACCGAUCUGUUCUUUCAAUAUCUACAGCCUUCUAACUCCAGAUGAAACCAUCAGUCACCUCAAAGUACAUUUAGGAUUGGAAAUCACGUCGUAUUUUAUCGACAAAUCCAAGUGGACUGAGGGUCCCGUUAUCAGCUCUCGCCUUAUACCUGCUUCUAAGCUCUUGACUGCGAACCCGGGUAUGUUGGCUGAAAUGUCCUCGACAUCGUUGCAUAAAAGCCCGCUUCUAUAUUGGAAUGAACAAGUCGUGUUACGCGAAAUGGGAAGGUCGUAUUUCACCUCGGGCUCGCAUUGGAUUCGCCUUGACUGUGGUGCUAUGCUGGAGGAAUUAUAUGAACAAUUUGAGUCCGCUCAGGAUCAUCCAUCGAGAAACCGCCUGUAUACACUAGUUAUUUUAGGUGGCGGCCGCAUGCUGGAACUACAGGAAGAAUGCUCUAUGCCUCUUGGUAAGGCUUUGGCACGAUUCGAAGGCCAUUGGGAUGAAUCUUACGAAGAGAAGCGAUGGAUCCGGGCCUUCACAGAUAAACUGUCCCUGAUUAUUCGCAAUUGCGAGGAUAAAGUUCUCCAGCGCCCGUAUAGAGGCGACAUCUGGACUAUCGAACAAGCUGAAGACGCGAAACUCGAUGGCACACUGAAGACAUAUGAUCGACGUUUCACUUGA